This is a messenger RNA of Stomoxys calcitrans (stable fly), 8291 nucleotides long. RefSeq names its product protein encore (gene enc). Bases 779 to 6847 code for a protein of 2022 amino acids. The record is from RefSeq and is a predicted model, not a curated record. Gene Ontology annotation, molecular function: nucleic acid binding. NCBI's taxonomy places the organism in Eukaryota, Metazoa, Arthropoda, Insecta, Diptera, Muscidae. The transcript has 18 exons.
AAAACAAUAAAAAAGUUGUGCAAAAUAUCAACAACAAAUUAUAAGAACUCAUAUUAUCAAAUGGUUGUGAAUAAAAAAUGCCAAAUUCAAAAAAACUGUAGAAGUAUCCAACAUUUUAAAGGAUUUGUAAAAUUCCUUUGUAAAUUAAGUUUCUAUACGAGGGUGGUCUCGUUCUCUGUGCGGUGCGAAUAGAGUUUGUGAUUAACACGAUUGAAUUGAAUUAAAAAACAAACAAAAAAAAAACAAAAAGCCGCACUAUCCAAUUGACUAGUCAACGUGAGCGUAAAGCAUUCGCCUAAUUACCGUUAUGCGAUAAAGCAAACAAUCGUACGCGUAUUAAAAAGCACAGAAAAAAACAUUAUAAUCUCAAGGAGAAGAAGAAGUAAAAAAAGGCCUUUUGAUUCCUUAUUUUUGUGUUCCAGUGUCUUAUAUUGCGAUAGCGGUUCAAUGUCGAUACCAUAGUAGCAAUUUGUCGUUGACGUCAGUUUCUUCGACGUCGCCUAAACUUUAUGUUGUCGUUUGUUCAGAAGUGCUACCUACACCAGUGCUAAAGACGUCACGCUGCUAAAGACAUCACGCUGCUUAAAGUUACAUUAGAUACAAAGAUUUAUGAGUUGAUCAUAAUGCCGGCAACAUGUAAACAGAGUGUUGGCUACAGCGGCUUUGUUAAAACCGAACCUUAGGCAGCACGAUCUAGUUUUAUUAUCAAUCAGUGAACAUAUUAACUUGGAUAAGUGGUUAUGUCAUACGAAAAUAACAUACCGGUGUGGCAGCAAAAAUGAUGAAUGAUUUUUAUAAAUUAACUGUGAUUAUGAGUUCCACAAAGUCCCAGGUAGCGGUGGCUACGAAUAUUCCAAAUAUACCAUCAUCAAAUCAGACGCAACAACAAAAAGAAUACAACAGCGAGGAGUCAUUGGGCCGUCAAAAUAGCUUUGGAAUGAGUCGUAGAGGUACCAUGAAGGGUAAACACUUGACAAGGAGCCAUGCUAUGCGAGAGGCCACAUCGCCACCACGUACUCCUACACCUAGAGCGUCCGAGUCGUCGACGCAAUCACAAAUGUCACCGAAUGGUUACCAACAGCAACAGUCAACACCGCAUCAUCACCACAUUGAUGUUAAUGAAACUAAUAGCAAUAACAACAACAACAAUAAUAAAUUGCAUACACAAUCAUCGGCAACCAGAGGCAAUUCUCCCAUAAUCGAUACCCCAUCUGUGAUUGUUACUAGUCAACACAAGCAGCAACAGCUGCCUCAACCAACCCAGCAGCAACAACAAACGCAGACAAAUGUUGCUCUUUGCAAUGAAACGGAAUUUCCUAAACUGACACCGCCUAAAUCUAAGGGUGGUGGUGGUGGUGGCGGUGGUGGCGGCGUUGGAGGAACAGCCAAUAUCGCCCCUAACAACAACAACAACAACAACAACAGCCAGCAACAACAGCAACAGUCAACACAACGUUCUAGCAGUAACUGCAACAACAACAAUAAUAACGGCGAGGGCACGACAAGCAACAUUAAAAAGGCAAACGGCGAUGCGUCAGGCACCAACGAUACGCACAAUAAGCCCACAGUCAAUGUUGUCAACACGAAUUCUGUGUGCACUAACAAGGUCUACAGUCAAUCUCAACAGCAGUCGCACUCGUACAAUGCUGGAAGUGCGUUGCAAAAAGCACUAAAAAUCACCGAUAAUUCGCAGCAACAGCAACAUGCGACAACAUCGUCACAAACGACAACAUCCACUGUAUACAAUUCACCAAUGAACUAUCAGUUGCAUCCGAACGAAGGAAAUCACCAGCAACCGACCUCAUAUGUAUUGUACGAUAAAGAGAAUCGCUGUUCCCGGAACAAUAGUCAAAACAGUGUAAACUCGGGUGAUGAGAUGCAUUUUAUGGACACGCACCAAUCGCAACAAUCCCACGGCCAACAACAACAACACCACCAACAGCAGCAACAACAACAACAGUCCCAACACCACCAACGUGCUGGAGGGAGUAAAAAACACCGCACAAAUUCGAACUCUAAGGGUUCCAAGCCACGUUUGAAAAACUUGGGUGGUAGUGCGUCAAGCGUUGGCAAUGCAUCGAACAUGGCCGCCAGUAGCAGUGGGGGUGGCCCCAAUGGGGCUCCCACUGGAGGUGCCAGCUUAGACGGCAGCCUGAACAGUAAUAGCAACAACACGUCUGGAUUCAUCUCCAGAGUCUUCACAAAUUCAGAAAACUCCAACGAACAGUAUACAGAUCAUGGAGGCACAGAUCUGCUUAGUUUCUUCAAGGAAACGCUAAACAAGAAUGUCAAAGAUCGCCAGUUCCUGCUGAAGGUCGAAAAGGAUCUCAUUGAAUUUGUGCAAGAAGGAAGUCGUGGUGAGAUACGUUUCCCUCAAGCAUCCUCGUACAAUCGCAUGCUGAUACAUCGAACUGCAGCCUUUUUUGGUAUGGAACAUAAUGUUGAUACGGAAACACAGCAGUGCGUUAUUGUGGCACCCACGAAGAACACUCGCAUACCCGAUAUACGCUUCAAAACGUUGGUCAUACCGAAUCGCGAUGACUCGCGCAAGUCUAUUCUGAAGCGUGACACACAUAGUUUUGAUGAGGCACGUCAAAGCAGUUACUUGUGCCCUGACCGUGGGGGCAUGCUGGACCGGAAAGCCAAAAGUUUUGAAGAACGCGAGGAGGAUUACGACCGUGCACGUUCCCGCAUAUUUAAUCGCAGCCAAAACGAUGCUUGUGGCGGCAGUACGGACGAUGACAACAAUUAUAUCAGCUGGACCAGCUCGGUCGAUCAACAGCAGUUUUCGCGCAGUCGUUCGAGUGGCAAAGUGCUCAAAAUUCAAAACUCGCCCGACGGUCGUGGUGGCAGUGUUCUUCCAAAAGGAAAUAGCUACAACAAUUAUGGGUCAACGCAGAGCGGCGCUCCUCUUAUGCGUGGUGAUUCUGUCAACUCAAAUAAGGGCAGCGGUGCUGGAGGGGGAGCGGCCGGCAGUGGCAACAAUAAUAGAAUUUUCUCAAAACAAGAUUCAACAGGGAGUACGAGUACAUCGUGGCGCUUGUCACCUUCCAGCAGUGGCUAUAAAACCCAAACGCAAUCGGUUCACUCCGAUUCUGUGACACCUUCACCGACCGGUGGUUAUGGCAGUGAUGAUCACAUGCCAGAUCAAUCUUCAGUCAUCGCGAAUAGGGAGAACAUUGGUGCAUCAACGUCGCUGCCUUGUGGACUUGUAUGGGCUGUAACCGACAUUUCAAAUGUCCCGAAAGGCAGUGUGCUUAUCAAUCCACAAACCCUACAGCCAAUCCUAAAUUCUGACGGCACGGUAUAUCAUUUCGACCCGUCCAAUCCACCGCCCAGUCAAGCAAUGCCAUCUGGAGGUAACGGCAACGGUAAUGGUGGCUCUGGCACUGGUAUGUAUCACUCUUCACAGAGCAUAGCUUCUCCCCAACAGCAUUCAAUGCACAGUGCCGCUAAGAAGCAACACAAGGGACACCAACCGCACCCGAAAAGUCAACAGCAAUAUGCCCCAGCUGAUACACCUCCAUCGCCCGUUGGAGUGGAGACAGUGGCUGAAUCAUCGACCCAGACAGUAAAUGAAUGCGAUGAUGUGAAUGCUAAGAAUGUGGGUGAUAUGACCUAUUUAGAGGGUGGUGAUGCUUCAAUUAAAGACGAAAACGAUGAAUGUGAUAAUUCAGCUAAUGGCUGCCUCAGUAUAACCACUACAACAUCGACGAAGAAUUACGAUCGCAUUGAAGUGCAAAAGUUUAAAAACCAAGCUACCAGUCCCAAUAUUCCCAUCAAUGAGAAGGAAGAUAUAACCAAAUUUGAGAGUUCUAGCCUGGCUCCUCCAACUGUGGCGACUCCUUUGUUGCAGUCACAGUCUCAUCAACAACCUCAGAAUCGUGAAACACCCCAAUCGGCGCGUUCUACUCCAUUCAGCAAUAGUGAUACCUUGACAAAACGAUCUUCCGAAGAGCCCAGAACUACCAGCUGGACACAGAGCUUUCAGGCUCCAGAUGGGUCCACAGUAUUUCAUACAAACACAACUCCGAAUGGAAGCAAUGCAUAUUGUACAUAUCAGCAGGCGCCUGAUGGAAGCAUUUAUGCUGUACCCCAGGGAAUGAUUUACGCUUAUCCACCACCUGUGGAAGGGGAAUUCCAAGGUUAUUUUAUGCCUGUUUUCGAUCCCUCGCAGCAAAGGGCAGGGGAGUCCACUGGCAUUCUUCAACCCGGAACGCAAACUAUAUAUCCAGCUGGCGGUACCACAACUAUGGUGCCGAUCGCGGCGUACCCAACUGCACAAUUCGCAACAACCAAUGGUACUCCAAUUUAUCCUGGCCAAGUUAUAUACUCCAGUGAACAAUUUCAAACGUCUGCAGCACCAUUGGCAGCUGCCGCGCCAUCAUCGACUGCAGGUCAACUACAGCAAAUACCAAUGACGACGUAUCCCAUAGGAUAUCCUUAUCCAUAUAAUGGAUACUGGGGCCAAACCAUGACAUACUAUGUACCUCAACAAGCUGUACCCGCCACAUCACUGUUAAGUGCACAGGCAGUCCCUCAAGUGGGGCCUGCUACUGCAGGUGCACACGUCGCAGGCGGCGUGAAUGCAUCUGGUCCCAAUGGACUACAUGCGACGGCUGGACCGUCACUGAACUCCUCGAAUGUGAACAAUGCUGCUGGUGGCGGUGGUGGGAAUUCACAAAAUAUAAACCAUCCUAAUGGGCAGGCCCCGAGCGCCUACCAAUCCCACGGCACUACUGGCACAGUAGUCAGUGCUAGUGCGGGAAACCAAUCCAGUGGAACAACAUAUUAUGGGACAGGACGUAUAAAGCGUCCCAAUACGUCGCACUUUUCUAGCGGUAGCUCAGGAAGUAGUCAUCAAGUUCUAACGACUACUACACUUCCUAAUGGUGUCAGCGCGACGACAUAUCAACUGGGCCAUGCAGUUCCCACACUGACAUUAGCAGCUACGGCACCAGCGCCAGGGGCUGCAGGAGGAACCGCCACUACUGAUCUCAGUGGGGGUGCAGCGACGUCCGCUACUGCCACUAUGUACGCUUUGCCACAACACGCUACUAUAUUUCCGGCGAAUAUGUUUCCUUAUGCAGCAAACGCAGCUCCGACCAUCGGCCCGCAGCCCGCAGCGAGCAUGGCUCAACAAGCCGCCAUUAUUUCCCAGCAUGGUAACCCACAAAUUCCUGCACAUGCCGUUGGAGGCCAUCCUACUGGAGCUACCGCUGGUGCAAUGCACAAUAACCAUCAUUCGAAUACUGUGAUCACACCUUUCUAUACAACAGCACAUCAUCACAAUCCACAUGCGACCAUACCAGCAGGGGCUCAUACGCUUCACGCCCCUGGACCAGCAGCGAUACCAAUAGUAGAUCCUGCUUCUCUGAUUAAUGCCGCCCAAAAUGGUCCUGGCAACCACCCGUACAUAGCCAGAAGCGGUGUCGGAAUAGCUGGUAAUGGUGGUAAUAACAACAGUACGUCGCAAUCGGCUCCUAGUACUCCACAUUCAAUGCCCUCGGCGGCCUAUCACUCGCAGCGUAAUCCUCCCGUAUUUUCUACGCCACCCAUAAUGAACAACAAUGUAGGUCCUUACAAUAGUGCCAGUUCAACUCCACAUUACUAUGGUGGCGCACCAGAACAACCUCUCCAAUCGGGUGGUGGAAACUGUAGUAACAGCCCACACAACUCAUAUCCUUCGACUAAUACGUACGAAAAGAGGAACAAUGGUAACGGCGGAGGUGGUGCAGGCGGAAAAAAACCGGUUCCUUACCAAAGCGCAAGUUUAAGUCGGCAAAACUCUACAAACUCCGGCGGUUACAACGCAGGUGGGAAGCCCUCAUCAUUAUUGGGCAAUAAUACUAACAACGACACAAGAGCUUCACCAGGCGGCAAUAGCACAAAUUCUCGCACACACUCAAUAAAGAGAUCGGGCGGAAGCAGUGUAAAUGACAAACCCCAAACUCCUCUGUUAAGCGGACCACCUAGUUUUCCCGGAAGCGCAAACAUCAACAGCAGCACCUAUCCAUCUGCGACCACUGUUGAAAUGACGAGCACUGUAGUUCCGGUCGUUAAUGUUGCUAAGCCACCUAUCCGCUUAAAUGCCGCUGCAGCAGCGUUCCGCCACAAGAACACAUCGGCAAAUAGUGGAGUUGGAGGAUCCGUUGGAGAAUGUCGUCGCAAUACUGGUUCACAACGAAAUUCGCCUAGCACAAAUGCGAGCAGCAGCAAUGACAAUAGCAACAACAACUCUCCCAAUAGUAUACAAAACUCUUCCAACGCUGCAACGCCGAUCGCUGCUGGCUGUUACGCACCCUCCUAUAUGAUUAAUGCUCAGAACAAUGGCGGUGAAUCUGGCCUAUCACACCAUCCGCCGCCAUCGCUAUACAUAACAACUACAUCGGCUCGAGGACACAUUCCACCCCAUAUACAAGCUGCAAGUAGCGCGGCCGUAUCAGCGAGUGCAGCACAGGCUGCUGCUGCUGCCACCACAGGUGUGCCACAGCAGACGACUACAGCAGUUUUAGGAGGAGCCGCUGCUGCCGCUGCUGCUGCUGAUGUAGCAAAUGCUGCUGCAGUAGCCGCCGCUGCCACCGUUGCGCACCACCAUCACCCUCAACCUCUCUUGGGCACAUACAAUCCCGGCGCUUCGGGACUAUACUUCAAAUAUGGACACACGUAUUUUGCUCAUCCUUCCGUAGCUUUACCAAAUAGUCGUCGUUCGCCAUCGACAGAUUUGAGGCCGCCCAUAGCCCAAGUGGCGGGAAUGUACCCCACCAUGAACAUGAUGAUACCAGCUCAGCCACGUCACCCUGGUCGUCAUCCCAAUCCGAAUUACAAGGGCACACGGCCCCGUUGAUGUCCUCGGCUGUAUUGAUGGCAUGGUCCGAGUAAUGUCGCCCAUUGAGGAAACCCAAUGAUGCUAUACCAAAAACCUUUAUUUAAGUAUAAGUUUAAACAGCAACCACUGAGGAAAACUAACUAAUCUAAUAAAGCAAAACAUUAGGCUUAGUUUAAUAUACCAUUAUAUACGUAUGUAUAUAUAUAUAUAUAUAUAUAUAUAUAUAUAUAUAUAUAUAUAUAUACAAACCCAUAUGUAUAUAUAUAUAUAUAUAUAUAUAUAUAUAUAUAUAUAUAUAUACAAAACGCAGCAUACAAUAGAAACUGGAACAACGUAAAUGAAAAUGGAGUAAAGUAUGAGAGAUGCGUGUGAAAGAGUGUCGCGAAACGGACACAGUUUUCUUUUUAUAUUUUCUGGUCUAUUUUCCUACAUACCAGCGCGACAACAAAACAAAAACGAAGAUACUGCGUAAACUCCCAAAUUUUAAUACAAACAAAACAAAAACAUUGGCUUUAAAUAGGUAGAAAUUGAAAACAUCCAAAACAAAAUUCGCAAUACAAUAAAAUUAUUUAAACGUUUCUUCAUCUCAAUGCGUACACAUACACAAACUCCGACACAAAUCUUAUGUACGGUGAAAACAAAGCUGACUCCAGCCAGGCUGCCACUAACACCUGUCACCAUCACAAUCAUUGCGCACUCUUUACAGCGCUUGGAAAGCAGCCGCAUACGCGAUGGAAACCCCAGCGCUGUGCCAUUUUCAUCGUCCCAUAGGAAAAUAUAACGACAGCAAGCAAAUGCCAACACAAUUCCUCCAAUCAUAAGAUUCUCAAAACAACAUACACACCCACACCCACACCCACACACACACACACACACGGCCACACUCAAGCAGAUACUUACUUACAUAAACCAAGAAAAAAAAAGAAAAGAGAAACCAGUGACAUAAUUUAGUCAUUUUAAUUGAGUAUAUAAGAAUAAACUUAAUUAAUAUUGCUAUGCAUAUAAAAACGUAUAUAUAUAUAUAUAAACAUAUAAUAAUUUAUAGUACACAUGGUGCAUACAUAGUAUUGUAUAUGGCGUGCAUAUAUGCAUGUGGAGAGACAUAGUUUAUGCAUAUGCGUAUAUGCACUCUUAUACGGAUGUAUGACCAUAGAUAACCCAUAUGCAUGUACGCCUGCAAAUGCAGUUUGUGUGUGGGCGCGUGGGAGAUGUAUACGACUCAUUCGCACGCACCAAUGUACACGCUGCAUGGGCAUGGGUAUGUGGGACAAAUGAAAAGAUACAAAUAAUAAUUUUAUAGUAUUUAAAAAAAAUUUACUAUAUAUACAUACAAUAUAUAUAUAUAAAAUUAAAUAAUAUUAUUUAUAGUUACCUAAGGUAGCAUAAUGAAAUUAUUCAAAUAUAUAUACAUACAUAUAUAUUUAAAAAAAUAUAUAAAAUAUUAAAUAAAAACCAAAACAAA